Molecule: messenger RNA, 6990 nt
Organism: Zonotrichia leucophrys gambelii
Lineage: Eukaryota; Metazoa; Chordata; Aves; Passeriformes; Passerellidae
Gene: RRAGC
Product: Ras related GTP binding C
Exons: 7
Coding region: 47-1276 (409 amino acids)
Biological process (GO): cellular response to starvation; negative regulation of autophagy
Cellular component (GO): nucleus; lysosome; Gtr1-Gtr2 GTPase complex
Molecular function (GO): GTPase activity; GTP binding
Source: RefSeq, a predicted model, not a curated record
CCCGGGACGGGCGCUGGCGGCUGCGGGGCGGCGGGCUCGGGCGGACAUGGCGCUGCAGUUCGGCGGGGCGGGCGCGCCAGGCACAGCCGAGGAGCCGGCGCUGGUGGGGGGGAGCUUCGGGGCUGCGGACUCGUUCCCCAAGGACUUCGGCUACGGGGAGGAGGAGGAGGAGGCGGAGCUGGAGGGAGGCCCGGGGCCCGGUGGGCCCGGGGGCGGCGCGGGCGGGCCUGGCGGCGGCGCGGGCGGGGCGGACUCCAAGCCGCGGAUUCUGCUCAUGGGGCUGCGGCGCAGCGGGAAAUCUUCCAUCCAGAAGGUGGUGUUUCACAAAAUGUCUCCCAAUGAGACUCUGUUCUUGGAAAGUACCAACAAAAUCUACAAGGAUGAUAUUUCCAACAGUUCAUUUGUGAACUUCCAAAUAUGGGAUUUUCCUGGACAGAUGGACUUUUUUGAUCCAACAUUUGAUUAUGAGAUGAUCUUCAGAGGAACAGGUGCUCUAAUAUAUGUUAUUGAUGCCCAGGAUGACUACAUGGAAGCUUUAACAAGACUCCACAUUACAGUUUCAAAAGCCUACAAGGUCAACCCAGAAAUGAACUUUGAAGUUUUUAUUCAUAAAGUUGAUGGUUUAUCAGAUGACCAUAAAAUAGAAACUCAGAGGGAUAUUCAUCAGAGGGCUAAUGAUGAUCUCACAGAUGCUGGGCUUGAAAAACUUCACCUUAGCUUUUAUUUGACCAGUAUCUAUGACCAUUCAAUAUUUGAAGCCUUCAGUAAAGUGGUACAGAAGCUCAUUCCACAGCUGCCAACCCUGGAAAAUCUACUUAAUAUCUUCAUAUCAAAUUCAGGCAUUGAAAAAGCUUUUCUCUUCGAUGUAGUCAGCAAAAUCUACAUUGCAACAGACAGUUCUCCUGUGGACAUGCAGUCAUAUGAGUUGUGCUGUGACAUGAUUGAUGUAGUCAUAGAUGUUUCCUGUAUAUAUGGGUUAAAAGAAGAUGGCACUGGAAGUGCUUAUGAUAAAGAGUCAAUGGCAAUUAUCAAGCUCAAUAACACAACAGUCCUGUACUUAAAGGAAGUAACAAAGUUUUUGGCAUUAGUUUGCAUUCUUAGAGAAGAGAGUUUUGAGCGCAAAGGUUUGAUAGACUACAAUUUCCAUUGCUUCCGCAAAGCCAUCCAUGAAGUUUUUGAAGUAGGUGUUGCCUCCCACAGGAUCUGCAACCAUCAAUCAAGCACCUCAAAUAUGAAAGCAGUGACUCACAAUGGCACACCUAGGAAUGCAGUCUAGAGGAAGGCUAAAGACCUUGGGUAGACUUGUCAGCUCUUCACUCCAAAGUUUUGUGGAACAAGAGAAGAGUAGUCUGAAAGCCUGAAGUAUGUUUCAGAGAAGAGUGGUCCUAACUGUGGAACAGCAGAUUGUAACUCAUGUUGGGCAACUGAAACUACUGUGAAAAUACUUUGAGGCCAGUGGAGUUAGAAAUGCCAGUUUGAAAUCAGCUGUAUUGCAAAUGCAGUAGGUUUUCAGUUUGGAGUCCUCUUUUAACAGUCUGUGUCUGACUGAUUGCCUGGUCAAAACUUACAAGCAAUUGAGUUGGGUUUUGUGUGAAACACUGAACAGUCACUUGCUUAACUUUUAAAAUUUUUUUAAAAUUAAUCUGUAGAAUAUCCUCUUUUGCUUAAGUUUACCUCCUGUCAUGCAAAAACAAAAUUGGUGUUAUUAAGGCUUGUGAAACUCAAGCUUUUUGCUUGCUGAGGCUGGUCUCAAAUCAUUCCAUUAAGUAGUUCUUGUUCUUGCUGGUGUGCUCAUAGUUCUCAUGAAUUCUGUGCUUGUUAAGUGGGUGCAAGAUAGAGAGCUCUGUUCUAGUGAUCAUGUGUUUGUUUAGAGAACUGACCUGGAGCUUCAUUUUGAGAGAAAGUGAUACUUUGCUUUCAGACCACACUUCUUGGUAUGUCCCCUUUGAUGGAAGGAAAGGAUUAAAAUCAGAAAUAAACUACCUGCUCUCUUUUGCAAAAACAUGGAUGUCAUAAAUCUGUGUGAUUAAUCCUAUUCAUGAAACAACUGCAUGGCUAACUAAACUGAAAUGUCUGCCAUCUGUUGGAACAAAGCAGCCACUUUCAGCUAUUCCCAAGCAAAGAAAUUACCAAGUUACUGACUUUUGAUGGUGGAUCUUUCUCCACUCUCUGACUGAUAAUCAAGACAAUUCCUAGCAAAAUGUCUGAGGGUGUUAUCUCUGCAUGGCAAUUAAGUUCACUGUGCCAUAAUUUACUAAUAGUACUGGACUUUGGAAGUACAUUGAUUCUGUACUAUGACAAACACCCUCUCGUUUGUCUCUGUGCAAUCUGACUAAAAUAGUGGUUUUUCUGAUUUUGUGAAUUCUGCUGACUUUCAUACUACGGGCAGUAUAUGUGAAUUCUUUAAUUUAUUGGUAUUAGUAGUGCAGAUGUCAUUCUGUACACCAGCCUUGCUGUGCAGGAGGCUCAGCCACUGGCCCAUAAAGACCUUGCCUCCUUUUACCUGUCCCUGUGUGUGUAUAGGUGUUGCAAAGCCAUUGGACCAACUAUACAAGUCCCACUAUAAAAGUUUCUGCAAGAAGAACCAAUUGGAGUGAUUUCUGCAGCUGGUGUAUUUAUGUGGUCAGAAAUAACCUUGGGACUGCUUCUGUGCUUAUAGAAUGAACUUCCAUUGAUAUAUGUAAAAAUGAAUAUAUACAUGCAUUAACAUUGGGGUGUAUGCACAUUCUGUGUAAAUGUUUUUUUUUUGCAGCAGGAAACUGGAAUUCAAGUGCUCUAGGUCUGUUCUCUUAAAUGUAGGCUGAGCCCCUUUUUGCUAAUGGAACUGUAGAGCUCUUUUUGAGGGAGUGCAGUGGGCUCUUAAGAUUGGGUUUUGUAGUUUGCAAGCACUAUCACAGUUCAGAUUCUGAAGGUAAGAGGAGAAGUAAUUGGCAAAAUAACAGGAAGAAAGAAUCCCCAUUUGUGCAGUGAGUUUUCCAUGUUCUAAGUACAUGCAUAUGUUCUCUUUCUUUUCACCCACUACAGGAUUUUGUGCUAAUAAAAUGAAAAAAAAAAAAAAAGUCAAACUGUAACACUAUUAUUUCUGCUUGUCUUUAUGGACAGAAGUCUAUAAAGGCCUAUGUGGUUAAGCAAACUUUUAAAAGCAAUGUUAUCUUUAUGGUAUACUUAAAAAAGUUAAAUACUACAUUCCCAUUUAGUCAGCCUUAGCUUUCAUUUUAAUGAAAAACUGUCUCAGAACUAAGCUCUGAAAGUCAAAUUUGUUGAAAGUUAAAUUUAAAAGGAGUAUAGUAUUUCUUUAGUUCACUGAAUUAAGUUGCUGUUAUACAAGGAGAGUGUUAAUAACCUGUUGCUGCUUUAGUGAAUUUUUGGCUUCUGAAAGCCAAGGGAGGAGGAAGGAUAGGAAUUAGGCUUUAUUUUCUUCCUUGUGCAGGAGCUUGUCUCUCCUUGCUGUGCUGACCUGCUGCAGGGAGAGGUGCUCUUGGAGAAAAGGGAAGGCAGUAUCACAGUAUCUCCAAUAAAGCACUGAACUUGCAGAGGAAACCAUCAAUCAAAGCUUCACUUUUCUGCCUUUUCCCCCUUUUUCCUCCUCUGAACCUGUAGUGCUGUGGAUAUUCUUCAAUAUUUUUUUGCAAACAAUUGAGGAGCUGUGAUUUUAAGGAGAAGAAUGGUGCAGACAGGGGAGGGCACAGGCAAAACAGUAACCCAUCUGCUGAGAGAAGGAAUCAAAUUUCUUUCUGUUGAAGAAUAAAGCAAUUCCUUGCAAGGUACCUUUCAAAGCUUUGCAUUGGUGGGCACUGGGGCAUUGCUGAUGACUGGCUGAAUUUCCCAUUGGCAAUUAUGCACAGGAGAGGGAUGGAGGGAAAGGCCAAGCCCAGGAAGAGGGGCAGAGCAAUCAAAGGUGGUGUCACUGCUGCUCUGGAGGUGUAAUACUCCUGCCUUUGGCUGUUAGACCCAAAACUCCCUCCUCUCUGCAUCUCUUGCUCUGUAUCUCAUGAAUAGUUGCUGUCCUGUUGGGGAAGAUGAAACAGGAAAGCCCUAUAAAUAUGAUUGCCUGGCAAAAGAUUUUGAGAAUAUGGAAACUAUAAGUGAGAUUGAAAUGAAAGCAAGCUUUGAGAUCCCUCAGUUACUGAACAACUGGAAAACAAUGGCAUGGCCAGCUGAAGGUGAUCCCCUUUGGAUCAAACAAUCCCCUCUGCUUGCAGACAGGCCCAAGGCUCAGAGCAGACCCUGCCAGCUUGGCAGAAGGGGCCCAAAGAGGAGUUUUUAGGGUUUAAAAUGUAACCCAGUGUGGUAAUGUUAUUGGUAUGGUAAAUUUAUGUAAAUUUACAUACAGCCUAUUAGAAUAGGCCUUACAUUAUAUGGUAAUGUAAACCCUAUUCUGAUAGGCUGUAUGUAAAUGCUGUAGGAUUUGUAUCUUGUACUGGAUUGGUUAGUGAGAAUCAGAAUAUUCAGCACAGAAGAAGAUUUAUGGUAUUGUAAUGGGAACCUCGCUCUCACUCUUGCUUUUUAUUCUUUGCUCUCUCUUUGAGGCUCCUCUUUGGGGGCCUGCUCUGAGCUGUGUUUGGCAGCUCCCAGCAGGGCCCCUCUGCAAUAACCCCCAAGUUCCCAGCCCUGGCUGCAGAGAUCUCUGCUCUCUGUCCGUCCCCACCAUCCCACCCUGGUGCCCCAGCGCUGUCCUGCUCGGGGAAUGGGGCAGCUCCGCCCGGCUGGGAGCUCCUCCCGCUCCGCAGCGCCCCGGGCAGCCCAGCCCGGCCUCGGCCGCCGCUGUGCGGGCUCGGGGCGGGCUCAGCCCCGGCCACCCUCGGCCUCGCUCGCCCACGGUGAAUGCCCACGGUGGCUGCGGGCAGCCCUGCCCCGGGGCCGGUACCGGAGCCGCCCCGCCGGGCCCGGGCAGUGCGCGGUGCUGGGAGCAGCCGGACGGACAGACGGACGCCUGUGCGUGCGUGGUUUUUAUCAUUUAGGGAAGAUCUGUGUUCCUUUUGGUGCAGAAUAGCGGGACGCCUGUAAGACUCCACAACAGACGCCUGUGUGGGUGCUUGGUUUUUAUAAUUUAGGACAUUUUAUCAUUUUAUCAUUGCAUUUUAUCAUUUGUGUUCCCUUGGAUGCCGGAGAGUGAGAUGCCUGUGUGUGCGUGGUCUUCUUUCAUUUAGGGAAGAUUUGUGUUCCCUUUGGUACAGAAUAAUGGGACGCCUGUGUGUGCACGGUCUUCUCUCAUUUAGGGAAGAUUUGUGUUCCCUUCCGUGCGGAAUAGAGGGACGCCUGUAAGACGCCACAACAGACGCCUGUUUGUGCGUGGUUUUUAUAAUUUAGGGAAGAUUUUUGUUCCUUUCAAUGCCGCAUAGUGGGACGCCUGUAAGACUCUGCAACAGACGUCUGUGUGUGCGUGGUCUUCUCUCAUUUAGGAAAUAUUUUGAGCUCCCUUUUGUGGCUAAUAACGGGACCCCUGUGUGUGCGUGGUUUUUAUCAUUCAGCGAAGAUUUUGUGUUCCCUUUAGUGCAGAAUAACGGGGCGUCUGUGUGCGCGUGGUUUUUCUCAUUUAGGGAAAGUUUUGAGUUCCUUUUGGUGCGGAAUAGCGGGACGCCUCUGCAUGCAAGGGCUUUUCUCAUUUAGGAAAUAUUUUGAGUUCCCUUCGGUGUAGAAUAGCGAGACACCUGUGUGUGCGUGGUUUUUCUCAUUUUUGUUCCCUUUGAUGUCGAAUAGUAGGACGCCUCUGAGACUCCACAACAGACGCCUGUGUGUGCGUGGUUUUUCUCAUUUAGGGAAGAUUUUUUUCCCUUUUUGUGAGGAAUAACGGGUUUGAGUUUUGGGCUUGGAGCUGUAGACGGCGCUCUGGUAACGCGUCUGCAGGAAAGCUUUAAAAAUGAGAUUCCACUGACCCCUGCUGCUGUGCGUGGGGCCGGCUCCUCCCUUCCUUUCCUUUUCUUGCUAUGCUCUGCCCUCCCAGCACAGUUUUUUAUACCCUGAAAGUUGUGGAAACCGUAGCAAAAACGGUUUUUGAGAAACGUAGCCUUUAAAAAAGGAGUUCUAGAGAUGCCUUCUCUGAAUGCUGGCGUUUUUUGAGGUUUGCAUUUGGUAAAAAUGUCUUGUGCUGUCAGUAUAAACAAGCUGGAAGCUGGACUUGAAGGGACACUAAUUAAGUUUGCUUAUGACACUAAAUUUAGAGGAGAUGUCAACUCCCUCGAAGGAAAGUGAAAGUUGCUCUCUCAUAAUAUAUUGUUAAAUCUGUAAUUACCUUACAAAAUGUUUUUAAAACCUUUUACCCUAUGACAUAACAAAGAUAAAGGGAAUUAUGUUAAUUCCCUGCUUUUAUGUCACUUGGGGCAAAUAAAAGAGAAGUUAUUGCAGUCUAUCCACAUCUUUCUUGACUUUGAUUUUUACAAUCAAGUUUCUAUUGAUGUUGUGCCCAUCCUUCUCUCCCACCAUCAAUCUCUCCAUCCUUUUGGGCUCCCAACUGAUUAUUCUUUAUCUGAAAUCUGUAAGAAAAAGUCAAAGAGGAAAUAUGUUGAAAUACCAAGUAAAAUUAAACCACCUGGUGGAUAAAAGUAGGGUGGAUCCAUUUCAUUCUUUUUGGCUUGCAGCGAGUGAAUUGGUUAUUCAGUGCUCCCCUGUGAUCUAAAGACUGUUUAUCUUUCAUGCCCUCUAGAUGGCUGUCUUGUUCUCUUUGAAAGAAUAUUACACUCUCUGAUAGAGCUGUAAGGCAGAAAGUUUAUCUAAUUAGUCUCAGUCUUUACAUGUUUGUGUAUUUGCAAUGUGCUUUAACGUUUAUGAACAAAAAUUACAAUAUGUGACUUGAAAACCUCCUGUGAACCACUGUCUUCUGUUUCGGGGCAGGAGGUGGAUAAGUACUAACUUGUUUCAGAGAAUUGAAAGUAUUUCCUAAUAAACUUUCCAUUGUAUCAAAAAGCUGCUAACUUAUUGCACAAGAAAACUUUUGUAAAUGAUAAUAUAAUUGCCAAACAACAGCUUAAUAAAGCCACAUCUUCAAUCAUC